GUUCGGCACAGUUCGGCUGUGUGGAUGGAGUGGUCGACGCUUUUCUCCACCGGAAACCAGAUGGUCGGAUCCUGCUGUCAUUUUGCAUGCGGUUAGGAGACAGUUUGACCUCUGAAUGACCUCAACACUUUCCUGCUCACAGAAACACAAAAUGUGUGUCAGCAUGAACUUGGAGAUGUGUCUGGAGUGACAGAAUUCGCUUCUCAGUAGCCGAUCAUCUCCAGCAUGGACUUCCUGCAGAUGAAGCACCUAAAGAGGAAGAGGAAGAGCAACUACAGCGUGAAGGAAACUCAGACUCUGAUCCGCGAGAUCCACAAGCGACGUGAGAUUUUGUUCUCCCGCCAACAGAACAUGGCCAUCAACGAGCUAAAGCGGCGCGCGUGGGAGGAGGUGGCAGACAGCGUGAACACUCUCGGCGAGGGGGAGCUGCGGACGGCGGCCGAGGUCAAGCGGCGCUACCUGGAUUGGCGCGCAUUGAUGAAACGAAAGCAGCUUCAGGCCGAGUUGGCGUCGGGAUUGAAGCAGGAGUUUGAAGCUUCGUCUCCCGAUAAUGACGCAUCUCUGGGUGGCGGCGAUCAGUCGCUGGACCUCAGUGGGUUUUCCAAAGACUCGUCGUGCGACUGGCAGGACCUGACGGACCUCGGGGAGCCCAGCACACACACGCCAGGAGUCAAAAUUGAGGACGAUGAGGCCUGCAGCUACAGAUUGGAGGCGGAGGUUGGAGAAGGUGGUGAGGACGAUGAAGACUGUUUUCCCUCCAUCCUCCCUGAUAUGGACCGCGAGGGCCGAGUUUCUGAGGUCUUUGCUCACAUCGAUGAAUUCGGCGUGCUGAGCUCCACAAAGCCCACGUUGGGCGUGGCGGCGAGUCGAGACCUGGGGCUCGGAGUCGGGGGCUUGACCGGGAUGGGCGUAGCUGGAUUGGAGAACACAAGUCUGCUGGUGGCGCUGGAGAGGCAGAGACUGGACCUGGAGAAACACCGCUUACAGGUGGAGUCCGAACGGCUGCAGGUGGAGAAAGAGCGCCUCCUGGUGGAGAAGGAGCGGUUGAGGCAGGGCGAGGUGGAGAGAGAGCGGCUGCAGCUGGAGAAGGAGCGUCUGCAGGUGGAGCGAGAACGAUUGCGACUGCAGCUGCAACAGAACACGCCCCUCCAGCAGAGCCCCGCCCCCUCGACGUCUGUAGCCACGCCCACCACAUCAUCCUCUGCCCCCUCGUCGUCCUCAUUGGAUGGAGAGAAGGACAGGAAGCUGGCUUGGCCAAUGAUGGUGGAUCUGGAGGCGGAGAAGCUGAAGUUAGAGAAAGAGCGCCUCCUGCUGGAGAAGGAGAGACUGCAGUUCUUCAAGUUUGAGUCGGGAAGACUGCAGAUUGAGAAAGAGCGCCUGCAGGUGGAGAAAGAGAGGCUGCAGCUUCACAAAGAUGGACAACAGAUGGCCAUGGGAUUGAAACCGAGCAGUCUGGGAGAAGGAGACGAGUUCAGAAAACAGCGUCUGAUGAUGUGGGAAGGAAUGGAAAUCUGGAUUUCCUCCCGAUGA
This is a messenger RNA of Sinocyclocheilus rhinocerous, 1530 nucleotides long. Its product is annotated as myb/SANT-like DNA-binding domain-containing protein 4. Lineage: Eukaryota; Metazoa; Chordata; Actinopteri; Cypriniformes; Cyprinidae. The transcript has 4 exons. The record is from RefSeq and is a predicted model, not a curated record. Bases 226 to 1530 code for a protein of 434 amino acids.